AUGGAUCAAUGGUUCAUCCAGAAGGCGAGCUUUAGUAGGCCCAAUUUCGCCCGACAAAAAUGCAACAGAAUCCUAGCAGAUCUUGUCUCAAACGACACCUCGCCUGCAUCUGCUGCGGAAGCAAUCCUGGACUCCGUCGGCAUGUCGUCGUCGAAGCCUGAAGAUGAGGGAUUUGACGUCGUGCGGUUGUUGCUAGAAACAGUAGCUGAGUUCUCGGAAUCGCACGACGCUAUCAUCAAACUUCUUUUCGCUAUCCGUGAUAUACCUCCCUCACCAAACCCAGUUUACAACUACCUCGCCUCGAUACAUCGUGAAGACUACGAUGGCUUGUCAGGGUUAAGAUACCUUUGGAACCCGGAAGAUAAGCAAGCGCCAACACCAACCACACCUGGUGAUAGGUGGGUCAGUUAUAACGUCUUUACUGUGAAGCUGGCCAAGUCCGGUUUUGACAAUGGAUAUUUUAUCUUUGGUUUCUUUUGUCUUCGGCAGACGCUUGAGACGAGUCGACAGUCACGGGAGUUAGAUUUUGACAAACAUCUCCGCCCAACCUCAUUCAAACAUUCUGCCAUCAAUGCUGAAGAGCUCAUGAGCUACGACUUGGUGGUGGCUGCAAAGUGGGUCUUGGUGGGGGGACUUGAUAUGUACAGGCGGGGAAACACGGUGUUCGGGAAAGGUUGGGAGAGGGGUUUGGCGGUGAAAACAGACUUGUGGGACGGUGAGCCAGGUUUGUCACGUGGGCGAUGGCUGCUGUGGCAAAGCAGAUUCGAUCACUUUGCUGAUCAACCACAUGUUCGUGAGGAAGUUGGGGCGCUGUCAAAAGAGGCUUCUAUCGCAAUUGGAGAAUUUAUGAUCGAGUAA
This is a messenger RNA of Alternaria arborescens, 858 nucleotides long. RefSeq lists its product as hypothetical. The transcript has a single exon. Bases 1 to 858 code for a protein of 285 amino acids. The record is from RefSeq and is a predicted model, not a curated record. NCBI's taxonomy places the organism in Eukaryota, Fungi, Ascomycota, Dothideomycetes, Pleosporales, Pleosporaceae.